This is a messenger RNA of Candidozyma duobushaemuli, 807 nucleotides long. It is a transcript of the gene CTA26, whose product is annotated as Cta26p. The transcript has a single exon. The record is from RefSeq and is a predicted model, not a curated record. Lineage: Eukaryota; Fungi; Ascomycota; Pichiomycetes; Serinales; Metschnikowiaceae. Bases 1 to 807 code for a protein of 268 amino acids.
AUGAACCUCGAAGCCCGCUUGAACGGCACGCUUAACGAUGUGCUCCGAACGUCGGGGUAUAUUUUUGAAAUCAUCAACAACAACAAACGCCAGAGCAACCUUGUCACCGGGCCGAACAACCAGCUAAUACCGCCUCCCAUCACAGCACAGCUAGCAGCCAGCAUUGCCCAGUUCGACCUGAUUUUGGACGACACCGUCAGCAAAUUCAACGAUGCCCGCUGGUGUGUCGAGCAGAUUGUGGAAAACAAGCAAAAACAGGAGGAGCUCCGUUUGCAAGAGGAGGUGGAGAGAAAGAAGCGUUUGGAGGAACAGAAGAGAAGAGAGGAAGAGGAGCGCCAGCGUAAGGAGCAAGAAGAGGUGAAGCGCCGUGAAGAAGAGGAACGCAAGAAGAAGGAGGCCCAGGAACAGGAGGAAAAAGCCAGGCAGGAGAGGGAACGACUCGAGAAGGAGAGACAGGCCGAACAAGAACGGCAAGAACGUGAGGAGCAGGAAAGACAGGAGAAGGAACGCAGGGACAACUUGGGCGUCAUGGAUCCUGGUUUCGACUCCGAUAUGGACUUGGACAAAGGGGCGCCUGGAAUCCCCAACCCGUCCGAUAUCCUAUCAUCCAUCAGCUACAACGGCCCUGGCGGCGACAAGGCUGAUGGCAAGGACAACGAUCUUGGCUUGAAUAGCAUUUUGGGCGAGGGCCAGGACUUUGACGAUUUGAACAUGGACCUUUUGGGCCAGGACUUUGGAGGCUCUGGCAUGGGUCAGGAGGAGGAUUUUGAUGUCGAUAACUUCUUGAACCAGUUUGGCAAUGAUUAA